AUGGACUGGAAGCGGAGCCUGCGGGGCCGCUUGGCCGCCCGCCGUGCCCCCAAAAAGAGCGAACAAGAGCUAAAAGAUGAAGAAAUGGAAUUGUUCACAAAAUACUACAUGGAAUGGAAAGGAGGAAGAAAAAGUGGCAAUACGUCAUAUACGAACAUACCACGAUUUUACUACAGGCUGCCAGCUGAAGAUGAAGUCUUGCUUCAGAAAUUAAGAGAAGAAUCUAGAGCAGUCUUUCUGCAAAGAAAAAGUAGAGAGCUGUUGGAUAAUGAAGAGCUGCAGAAUCUAUGGUUUCUACUGGACAAACAUCAGACAUCACCAAUGAUUGGGGAAGAAGCAAUGAUCAACUAUGAGAACUUCCUGAAAGUUGGUGAAAAAGCUGGACCUAAAUGCAAGCAGUUCUUCACAGCUAAGAUCUUUGCUAAAUUACUCCAUAAUGAUCCUUAUGGGAGGAUAUCUAUCAUGCAGUUUUUCAAUUACGUUAUGCGAAAAGUAUGGCUUCAUCAGACAAGAAUAGGUCUCAGUUUAUAUGAUGUGGCAGGACAGGGCUACCUCAGAGAAUCAGAUUUGGAAAACUAUAUUUUGGAACUUAUCCCUACUUUGCCACAACUGGAUGGUUUAGAAAAAUCUUUUUACUCCUUCUAUGUCUGCACAGCAGUUAGAAAGUUCUUCUUUUUUCUGGAUCCUCUCAGAACAGGGAAGAUAAAGAUACAGGAUAUUUUAGCUUGCAGCUUCCUGGAUGACUUACUGGAGUUAAGGGAUGAAGAACUUUCUAAAGAAAGUCAGGAAACAAAUUGGUUUUCUGCUCCUUCUGCAUUAAGAGUUUAUGGCCAGUACUUAAACCUUGAUAAAGAUCACAAUGGCAUGCUUAGCAAAGAAGAACUGUCCCGGUAUGGAACAGGGACUCUGACCAACAUAUUUUUGGAUCGUGUCUUUCAGGAAUGCUUAACUUAUGAUGGUGAAAUGGACUAUAAAACCUACCUGGACUUUGUGCUUGCAUUAGAGAACAGAAAGGAGCCUGCAGCUCUGCAAUAUAUUUUCAAACUGCUUGAUAUAGAGAACAAAGGAUACCUGAAUGUCUUUUCCCUUAAUUAUUUCUUUAGGGCUAUUCAGGAACAAAUGAAAAUCCAUGGACAAGAACCAGUUUCUUUUCAGGAUGUCAAGGAUGAAAUCUUUGAUAUGGUGAAGCCUAAGGAUCCUUACAAAAUCUCCCUUCAAGACUUAAUCAAUAGCAGUCAAGGAGACACUGUUACCAGCAUUCUAAUUGAUCUGAAUGGGUUCUGGACAUACGAGAACAGAGAGGUCCUUGUGGCAAGUGAUAAUGACAACACUGCUGAUGUUGAUGAUACAUGACUUUGAACAGGAGCAGACUGUAUCCAUAGAUAGAUACAUCUCAAUCUGAUGCACCAACUGUUGGAAGCUGGAGACAUUCAUUAUCUGAAUCAAUGCCUCUUCCAUUUUACUUCCCGCCCCUUCCCCCCUGCCCCCCGCCACCCAAUGUAAAAUGUGGUACAUAAGGAAUCGCAGAACUAAUUUCUGAAACCAAAAAAGCAAGUGUUGUUUAAGAGGUAAAAAUUAUCUCUUUUUUUAAUAAAUAUUUUUGAACCUUUUCCCUGUG
Messenger RNA from Gavia stellata (red-throated loon), 1618 nucleotides. It is a transcript of the gene PPP2R3C, whose product is annotated as protein phosphatase 2 regulatory subunit B''gamma. Gene Ontology annotation, biological process: positive regulation of B cell differentiation; cortical cytoskeleton organization; B cell homeostasis. The record is from RefSeq and is a predicted model, not a curated record. NCBI's taxonomy places the organism in Eukaryota, Metazoa, Chordata, Aves, Gaviiformes, Gaviidae. Bases 1 to 1353 code for a protein of 450 amino acids. The transcript has 13 exons. Gene Ontology annotation, cellular component: centrosome; spindle.